GUCUUGCACAGUCUGGCUCCUGGGGAUGCUUUGAUGAAUUUAACAGAAUUGAAUUGCCAGUCUUGUCAGUAGCAGCUCAACAAAUUUACAUCAUUUUGACAGCAAGAAAAGAAAGGAAAAAGCAGUUCAUAUUUUCCGAUGGAGAUGUAGUGGACUUAAACCCUGAGUUUGGAAUUUUUCUGACAAUGAAUCCUGGCUAUGCUGGGCGGCAGGAAUUACCAGAAAACUUGAAAAUUCAAUUUAGAACUGUUGCAAUGAUGGUUCCAGAUAGACAGAUCAUCAUGAGAGUGAAACUUGCAAGCUGUGGCUUUAUUGAUAACGUCAUUUUGGCUCAGAAAUUUUUUGUUCUGUAUAAACUUUGUGAAGAACAGCUUACUAAACAGGUUCAUUAUGAUUUUGGGUUAAGAAAUAUCCUUUCAGUGCUGAGAACGCUUGGAUCACAGAAGAGGGCAAGACCAGAUGACAGUGAAAUGAGUACUGUUAUGAGAGGUCUAAGGGACAUGAACCUCUCUAAACUUGUAGAUGAAGAUGAGCCCUUGUUUCUUAGUCUUAUCAAUGAUCUCUUUCCUGGGCUGGUACUGGAUAGUAAUACUUAUGUUGAGCUUCAAGCAGCAGUUGCAAAUCAGGUUGAAGAGGCAGGACUGAUUAAUCAUCCUCCCUGGAAUCUUAAACUUGUACAGUUGUAUGAAACAUCCAAAGUACGCCAUGGGUUGAUGACACUUGGACCAAGUGGAUCUGGAAAAACAACUGUUAUAACUAUAUUGAUGAGGGCAAUGACAGAAUGUGGAUAUCCUCACAGAGAAAUGCGCAUGAAUCCAAAAGCUAUUACAGCUCCUCAGAUGUUUGGCAAAUUGGAUACAGCAACAAAUGAUUGGACAGAUGGAAUUUUCUCCACCUUGUGGAGAAAAACCCUUAAAGCCAAGAAAGGAGAGAAUAUUUUUCUGAUUCUAGAUGGCCCUGUAGAUGCAAUUUGGAUUGAAAAUCUGAAUUCGGUGCUUGAUGAUAAUAAGACUCUGACUUUAGCAAAUGGAGACCGGAUUCCAAUGGCUCCUACUUGCAAGUUGCUCUUUGAAGUGCACAAUAUUGAAAAUGCUUCUCCUGCUACAGUUUCCAGGAUGGGUAUGGUGUACAUCAGUUCUUCUGCCCUAACCUGGAGGCCAAUAUUGCAGGGAUGGUUGAAGACUCGUACUCCACAAGAAGCAGAUAUAUUAUUGGGUUUAUAUGACAAAGUAUUUGAUGCAGCAUAUACCCACAUGAAACUGAAUCUUUUUCCAAAAAUGGAAUUGCUAGAAUGUAACUAUAUCAUGCAGUCUAUUAAUCUUUUGGAAGGUUUGAUACCCUCUAAGGAAGAAGGUGGCAUUGUCUGUCUGGCACAUCUUUACAGGUUAUUUGUCUUUGGCAUAAUGUGGAGUUUAGGAUCCCUUCUAGAGUUGGAUAGUCGGGAGAAGUUGGAAGCUUUCCUGAGAAACCAUGAAAGCAAACUGGACUUGCCAGUAUUUGAUAAAGGGGAAACACAUACAAUGUAUGAAUAUUUUGUCAGUGAUUGUGGUGACUGGGAUCAUUGGAAUAAAAAGGUUCAGGAAUAUGUUUACCCAACUGACAGCAUUCCUGAGUAUUCAUCUAUUCUAGUUCCAAAUGUAGACAAUGUCAGAACACAAUUUUUGAUGGAUACAAUAGCAAAGCAACACAAAGCAGUAUUGCUCAUUGGUGAACAAGGAACUGCAAAGACUGUAAUGAUUAAAGGUUAUUUAAAAAAAUAUGAUCCAGAAGAACAGUUAUCAAAAAGUUUAAAUUUUUCUUCAGCAACAGAACCUGGAAUGUUUCAGAGGACAAUAGAAAGUUAUGUGGACAAGCGGAUGGGCAGUACCUAUGGACCUCCAGGGGGCAGAAAAAUGACCAUAUUCAUUGAUGACAUUAACAUGCCCAUUAUAAAUGAAUGGGGAGAUCAGGUGACAAAUGAAAUAGUGCGUCAGAUGAUGGAAAUGGAAGGAAUGUAUAGUUUGGAUAAACCUGGAGACUUCACUACAAUUGUUGAUGUGCAGCUUAUAGGGGCAAUGAUUCACCCAGGAGGAGGUCGAAAUGACAUCCCGCAACGCUUAAAGAGGCAGUUCACUGUAUUUAACUGCACCCUUCCAUCCAAUGCCUCCAUUGAUAAAAUAUUUGGAAUAAUUGGCUGUGGAUAUUUUCAUUCGUGUAGAAAUUUCAAGCCUGAAAUAAGUGAUUUGAUAAUGAAACUGGUAUCAGCUGGUAGAAUAUUGUGGCAAUGGACUAAGAUAAAGAUGCUGCCUACACCAUCCAAAUUUCAUUAUAUCUUCAAUCUGCGUGAUCUUUCCAGAAUUUGGCAAGGCAUGUUAACAAUUAAAUCAGAAGAAUGUACUGAUAUUCAUAUACUUCUGUCUCUAUUUAAACAUGAAUGUACACGCGUAAUUGCUGACAGAUUUAUUACUGAAGACGAUGAAGAAUGGUUUGACAGAAAUUUUAGUAGAGUAAUUGAAGAACAUGUGGAUCCAAACUUAGUACCAAAAGUUCAGGCUGAACCAUAUUUUGUAGAUUUUUUGCGGGAUAUGCCUGAGCCAACGGGUGAAGAACCAGAAGAUUUUGUGUUUGAAGCACCCAAAAUUUAUGAAUUGGUUCCAACUCUUGAAUUUUUAUCUGAUAAAUUACAGUUCUACCAAAGACAAUAUAAUGAAAAUGUUCGAGGUGGAGUGCUUGAUCUGGUGUUUUUCAAGGAUGCUAUAACACAUCUUGUUAAGAUCUCCCGAAUAAUUCGGACAGCAUGUGGAAAUGCUUUACUUGUAGGAGUUGGUGGUUCUGGAAAACAGAGUCUUUCAAGGCUUGCUUCUUUUAUAGCUGGAUAUAGAAUCUUUCAGAUAACUUUAACAAGGUCCUACAAUGUGACCAAUCUAACAGAUGACUUAAAGAACUUAUAUAGAGUUGCUGGUGGUGAGGGAAAAGGAAUCACAUUUAUUUUCACAGAUAAUGAGAUAAAAGACGAAGCAUUUCUUGAAUUUCUUAAUAAUCUGCUUUCUUCUGGAGAGAUCUCCAAUUUAUUUCCUCGAGAUGAACUGGAUGAAAUAACCCAAGGACUUAUAUCUGUAAUGAAAAAAGAGCUGCCACGAGUUCCCCCAACUUUUGAUAAUCUUUAUGAAUAUUUUAUAUCACGGUCAAGGAAAAACCUCCAUGUUGUACUCUGCUUUUCUCCUGUUGGUGAGAAAUUUCGUGCACGGUCUUUGAAGUUUCCUGGUCUUAUAUCUGGAUGUACUAUGGAUUGGUUUACUCAGUGGCCCAAGGAAGCCCUUGUUGCUGUGUCACAAUAUUUUCUGUCAGGUUUCAAUAUUGUCUGUUCUUCUGAAGUUAAAGCACACGUGGUAGAAACUAUGGGCAUCUUUCAUGACCUAGUUUCAGAAAGCUGUGACAAUUAUUUUCAAAGAUAUCGGCGAAGAGCCCAUGUCACCCCCAAAUCUUAUCUUUCUUUCAUCAAUGGCUACAAAGAUGUUUAUGCUGAUAAGCUGUUCAGCAUUAAUGAACAAGCUGAGCGAAUGAAUAUAGGCCUUGCUAAACUAAUGGAGGCUAGUGAAUCUGUUGCUAAACUCUCUCAGGACCUGGCAGUAAAAGAAAAGGAAUUGGCUUUGGCUUCUGUAAAAGCAGACAAAGUGUUGGCAGAAGUGACUGUAAGUGCUGAGGCUUCAGCUAAAGUGAAGAAUGAAGUUCAAGGGGUGAAAGACAAAGCCCAGAAGAUUGUGGAUGAAAUUGACACAGAGAAAGUGGUAGCGGAGGCAAAGCUGGAGGCAGCCAGACCAGCCUUAGAAGAAGCUGAAGCAGCUUUGAAUACCAUCAAACCUGCAGACAUUUCAACGGUUCGAAAACUUGCCAAGCCACCUCAUCUGAUUAUGAGGAUCAUGGAUUGUUGUCUAUUGCUAUUCCAAAAGAAAAUUGACCCAGUUACCAUGGAUCCAGAAAGGCCUUGUCUAAAACCAUCCUGGAGUGAAUCAUUGAAACUAAUGAGUGGACCAUUUCUCCAAAGUCUCCAACAGUUUGCCAAGGAUACUAUCAAUGAAGAGAUGGUUGAAUUAUUGCAGCCUUAUUUUCAAAUGGAGGAUUAUACUUUUGAGAAUGGCAAAAAAGUCUGUGGUAAUGUGGCAGGGCUACUUUCUUGGACCCUGGCCAUGGCAACAUUUUACGGUAUAAACAGAGAUGUAUUGCCUCUUAAGACUAACUUAGCAAAACAAGAAGGACGUUUGAAAAUAGCCAAUGCAGAAUUAGGGAAGGCACAAUCAUUGCUAGAUGAGAAGCAAGCAGAGCUGGACAAAGUACAAGCCAAAUUUGAUGCAGCUAUGCAGGAGAAGAUGGACCUCUUGAAUGAUGCUGAAAUGUGCAGGAGAAAGAUGCAGGCUGCCUCUGCCCUUAUUGAUGGCUUGAGUGGAGAGAAAAUCCGUUGGACUCAACAAAGUAAAGAGUUCCGAGCCCAGAUCAAUAGGCUUGUGGGAGAUGUGUUACUUUGCACAGGUUUCCUUUCCUAUUGUGGCCCUUUUAAUCAGAUAUUCAGGAACCUCUUGCUUAAAGAUUUAUGGGAGACAGAGAUGAGAUUACGAAAAAUCCCUUUUACUGAAAAUCUGAAUAUUAUUUCCAUGCUGGUAGAUCCUCCUACGAUUAGUGAGUGGAAUCUGCAAGGGCUUCCAGGAGAUGAACUCUCAGUUCAAAAUGGCAUCAUUGUUACAAAAGCAACCAGAUACCCACUUUUGAUAGAUCCACAAACUCAAGGGAAAACAUGGAUUAAGCAGAAAGAAAAGGACAAUGAUUUACAAGUGACAACUUUGAAUCAUAAAUAUUUCCGUUCGCACUUAGAGGAUGCCCUCUCUCUGGGAAGGCCACUUUUAAUAGAGGAUAUCAGGGAAGAAUUAGAUCCUGCCCUUGAUAAUAUAUUAGAAAAGAACUUCAUUAAAUCAGGAAGCUCUUUCAAGGUGAAAGUUGGGGAUAAAGAAAUAGAUGUCAUGAGUACAUUUAAACUUUAUAUUACUACAAAAUUGCCCAAUCCUGCCUUCACUCCUGAGAUUAAUGCUAAAUCAUCAGUAAUUGAUUUUACUGUUACAAUGAAAGGACUUGAAAAUCAGUUAUUGAAGAGAGUAAUUCUAACAGAGAAACAGGAACUAGAAGCCGAAAGAAUUAAACUCAUGGAGGAUGUAACUUAUAAUAAGCGGAAAAUGAAAGAACUAGAAGAUAAUCUCCUUUAUAAAUUAACUACAACUAAAGGUUCUUUGGUGGAUGAUGAAUCACUGAUCGGUGUUUUGAGAACCACUAAACAAACAGCUACAGAGGUAUCUGAAAAACUAGAAGUUGCAGGAGAAACUGAGAAAAAAAUUAACACUGCACAAGAGGAAUACCGUCCUGCUGCUACACGAGGGAGCAUUCUUUAUUUUCUGAUCACUGAAAUGAGCAUGGUUAAUACAAUGUAUCAGACUUCCCUUGCCCAGUUUUUAAAACUGUUUGAUCAAUCCAUGGCUAGAUCUGACAAGACUCCUAUUCCACAGAAAAGGAUCACAAAUAUUAUUGAGUACUUGACAUAUGAAACUUUCACCUAUUCUGUUAGAGGCCUCUAUGAAAAUCACAAGUUUCUUUUCACCUUGCUUUUGACAUUAAAAAUCGAUCUUCAGAGGAGCCAGGUCAAACCAAAGGAAUUCCAGGCACUCAUUAAAGGGGGUGCUGCGCUGGAUCUAAAAGCUUGUCCUCCCAAACCGUUCCGCUGGAUUCUAGAUAUGACAUGGCUCAAUCUAGUAGAACUGAGCAAACUACCACAGUUUUCAGAAAUUAUGAAUCAGAUAUCCCGUAAUGAGAAAGGAUGGAAAAAUUGGUUUGAUAAAGAUGCUCCCGAGGAAGAAACUAUUCCGGAUGGAUAUAGUGAUUCACUAGAUACCUGUCGCAAAUUAUUGCUUAUCAGGUCUUGGUGCCCAGAUCGCACACUUUCUCAGGCCCGAAAGUAUAUCGGAGAUUCCUUGAGUGAGAAGUAUACAGAACCUGUCAUCUUAAAUUUAGAGAAAACAUGGGAAGAAAGUGAUAGAAGGACACCUCUCAUUUGCUUCUUGUCUAUGGGAUCUGACCCAACAAACCAAAUUGAUGCAUUGGCUAGAAAACUUAAACUGGAAAACAGAGCUAUAUCUAUGGGUCAGGGGCAAGAAGUUCAUGCACGCAAACUAAUUCAGAUGUCAAUGGUACAGGGUGGCUGGGUGUUACUUCAGAAUUGUCAUCUAGGUCUAGAAUUUAUGGAAGAACUUUUGGAAACAAUGAUGACUGCUGAUAUUCCCGAUGAGACCUUCAGAGUUUGGAUAACCACUGAACCACAUGAUAGAUUUCCAAUCACUUUGCUGCAGACUUCAAUAAAAUUCACCAAUGAACCUCCACAAGGUGUACGAGCUGGUUUGAAGAGAACGUUUUCUGGGAUAAAUCAAGACUUGCUUGAUGUCAGCAAUAUGCCUAUGUGGAAACCUCUUCUUUAUACCGUUGCCUUCUUGCACUCUACUGUCCAGGAAAGGCGAAAAUUUGGUCCUUUGGGCUGGAAUAUUCCCUAUGAAUUCAAUUCUGCUGACUUCACAGCCAGUGUUCAAUUUAUACAGAAUCAUUUGGAUGAAUGUGACAUUAAGAAAGGAAUAUCUUGGAGCACAGUCCGAUACAUGAUUGGCGAAGUACAGUAUGGAGGCAGAGUCACUGAUGAUUAUGAUAAGCGUCUUCUUAACUGCUUUGCAAGGGUCUGGUUCAGUGAGAAGAUGUUUGAAAACACUUUCUGUUUUUAUACUGGAUAUAAAAUCCCAGUUUGCAAAACUCUUGAGCAAUAUCAGGACUACAUUUCAACUCUCCCCGCCAUGGAUAGUCCUGAAGUCUUUGGUCUCCACCCUAAUGCAGACAUAACAUACCAGAGCAACACAGCAGCUGAUGUCUUGAACACUAUUACCAAUAUUCAACCAAAAGAAAGUGGAGGUGGAGUAGGAGAAACUCGAGAAGCUAUUGUGUAUAGACUAGCUGAAGAUAUGCUUGAGAAACUGCCCCCUGAUUAUGUACCCCAUGAGGUAAAAGCUCGUUUAAUUAAAAUGGGCCACCUUAAUUCUAUGAACAUUUUUCUUCGCCAAGAAAUUGACCGAAUGCAGAAAGUUAUCAAAAUAGUCCGAAACAGCCUCCUUGACCUUAAAUUAGCCAUAGAAGGAACUAUUAUUAUGAGUGAGAACUUAAGAGACGCUCUUGAUAACAUGUAUGAUGCUCGAAUUCCUCAGCUCUGGAAGCGUGUAUCAUGGGAUUCUUCUACCCUGGGUUUCUGGUUUACUGAACUUUUAGAGAGAAAUUCCCAGUUCCGUGUUUGGAUCUUUGAAGGAAGACCACAUGUAUUUUGGAUGACUGGAUUUUUUAAUCCUCAGGGGUUUCUAACAGCUAUGAGACAAGAGGUUACACGAGCGCAUAAAGGCUGGGCUUUGGAUACAGUGACCAUCCAUAAUGAAGUACUGAAACAGAUCAAAGAAGAAAUCACUGCAGCCCCUCCUGAAGGGGUUUAUAUCUAUGGAUUAUACUUGGAUGGAGCUGGAUGGGAUAGACGUAAUAAUAAGCUCACUGAAUCUACAGCAAAGAUUCUUUUCACUUUACUUCCUGUUGUACAUAUAUUUGCAAUUAACACAACAGGCCCAAGAGAUCCUAAACUCUAUGUUUGUCCCAUUUAUAAGAAGCCAAGAAGAACAGAUUUGACCUAUAUCACUGCAAUCUACUUAAGAACAACUGUAUCUCCUGAUCAUUGGAUACUGAGAGGAGUAGCUCUUCUAUGUGACAUUAAAUAA
This is a messenger RNA of Protobothrops mucrosquamatus (brown spotted pit viper), 7811 nucleotides long. RefSeq names its product dynein heavy chain 8, axonemal. Gene Ontology annotation, molecular function: minus-end-directed microtubule motor activity; ATP binding; dynein intermediate chain binding. The record is from RefSeq and is a predicted model, not a curated record. NCBI's taxonomy places the organism in Eukaryota, Metazoa, Chordata, Lepidosauria, Squamata, Viperidae. The annotation marks the transcript as partial. Gene Ontology annotation, cellular component: dynein complex. Gene Ontology annotation, biological process: microtubule-based movement. The transcript is spliced from 49 exons.